AUGACUUCUCACUCUCUCCGUACCACUGCUCGCUCAUUUGUUCAAGCUCAGUCUCGCUCACGCUCACUUCUUUUAACCUUUGAUGCCUUUGACACACUCUUCCACCCGCGUCAACCUGUGCCAGAACAAUAUGUCUUGACAGCGAACGAAUUCGGCCUCUCCGGUAGUGCCCUAACCCCUCAGAAGUUCAAAGCAGCCUUCAAGCAUGUCUUCCAUAAGCAAGUCACCCUGUACCCAAACUAUGGCCGCGCAGAUGUUCUGUGUGGUAAGUACGGUGGUCCGAGGCAGUGGUGGGAGGAAGUAAUCCGCAGAAGCUUUACCCACGCAUUAUCCGCAGACUCGACGCAGAAAUCAGAUAUUGAGAAUACACAUCUGCCAGAUGGAUUAGUAGAUGCUCUACUCAAUCGCUUUGCGGGCGCAGAAGGCUAUAUGCUCUACCCCGACGUAGCGCCAUUUUUUGCGCGAAUGCGUGAGUUCCGAGCAUCCCAGGUGAAAGGCGGUCGCUUCAAUAAUGUGAUCAUCGGCGUGAUAUCCAACUCUGAUGAUAGGGUGCCGGCAGUGCUGAAAGCACUCGGUUUGCGUGUUUCUGAUAUGCGUGCUGAUCAGGACCGGUCUAGUGUGGAGUUGCCUGGCUUUGAAGAACGAUCUACUGAAAAAGAAAGCGGCACGCAAGAGUCGAUUCCUAGUAUAGCCAAUCAGUAUUCUCGGCCAGAUUCAGGUAAUGAUCUGGAUCUGAUUAUCACUAGCUAUGAAGCUGGAGCUGAAAAACCGAAUCGCUUGAUAUUUGAUGUUGCGAGGCGGCAAGCUUUAUUGAUGGCACUAGAUGGCGAGAAUUUUCCUCGUGGGACACCUACAAAUCUGGAUGAACAUGGUGCUUGGACUUGUGUACAUGUAGGAGAUGAUUACCAGAAGGACUAUAUUGGUGCGAUUGAUGCUGGUUGGCAGAGUUACUGGCUGCCUCGCGGAAAUGGGCAACAUUCUCCAGCGAACAAGAUAUCUUCGUUGAUGGAUUUGAUUCAUGAAUUAGAACUAGGUUCUUGA
Penicillium taxi is the source of this 1041-nucleotide messenger RNA. RefSeq lists its product as uncharacterized. The record is from RefSeq and is a predicted model, not a curated record. The transcript has a single exon. NCBI's taxonomy places the organism in Eukaryota, Fungi, Ascomycota, Eurotiomycetes, Eurotiales, Aspergillaceae. Bases 1 to 1041 code for a protein of 346 amino acids.